This is a messenger RNA of Fusarium vanettenii 77-13-4, 1479 nucleotides long. RefSeq lists its product as uncharacterized. The record is from RefSeq and is a predicted model, not a curated record. Gene Ontology annotation, molecular function: protein binding. The transcript has a single exon. Bases 1 to 1479 code for a protein of 492 amino acids. NCBI's taxonomy places the organism in Eukaryota, Fungi, Ascomycota, Sordariomycetes, Hypocreales, Nectriaceae.
AUGAUAGACGGAAGCGCCUCAACUACACUGGACCCUGCAACUGCUGGCUCUCCUAUCCAGAAAAUUCCCCUUGAAGUCCUUCUACGCAUCACCCACUUUCUCACCACCCCAGAGCUUGGCAAGCUCCGCCUGAUGUGCCGCUCCAUUGAGCAGGCUCUCUACACGUCCUUUACCAAUGAGUUCUUCACGCGCAAGCAAUUCAUGAUCUCGGAACAAAGUCUCCAGGCCUUAAUCGAUAUCUCCAAGAGCCGCCUCAGUCGCCAUCUCCGCAAGGUGCACAUUGGUUUGGACCGUUUCCCUCAAGUCCCUCACAUCCGCGGCAACGACCCCCAGAGUCUGCGUCUGGCAGAGUAUUAUACCGGGCAGUUCACACUCCUUAGCAAUGGGUAUCACCGCGAGAUGCUUGUCGAGGCAUUCCGCAACUUGAAGCACCUUGAGGAUGUUGUCUUCCGCGACUUUAACUCUACUCGCCGAACCCGUGAUGGUCCCUAUAGGCAGUGGACCAGCUAUGGCUCGACAACAGCAUUCAACGAAACCGGAACUCGCCCUAACCAGACCACAUGGGGCCCUGAGAUCACCGUUGCGUACGGCAGCACUGUCUUCAGUUCCGUUCUCUUUGCCCUUGGCCAGGCUGGGGCUCGACCAAAAGGCAUCGAGUACAUGUCUCGUUCCAGAAACCACCUGCGCGACCUUGCAUUCAACAUGCCUUCAUACAUGGAAGCAGCCGUGUUCCCGGUUCUGAACAAUUUGGAGAAGCUUCAUCUGGAUGUUUACUUGACUGGCGAUGACGGCUUCUCGGCCUACCCUUCAGCCACCUUUUCGGAUGCAAACAUGCGCCGGUUUUUGCUCCAGGUCACGAAUGUCAAGCACCUGCGCAUCAACGAAACUCAGGGCAGCGACACUGGACCAGGAGCUCUUCUCGGAUGGCUGGGUCAGACUUCAAACCCUUCAACGUCUGGGGCUUCGGCGAACCCUGCAACAUCCGCACCAAGCGUGCCAACCGGCGUCCCACCAACACCGCCACCUUCUUUCCCCUUGCUCGAAGAGCUCAACUUGGGCAUGAUGAGUGUGUCGCCAAGUCGAGUGUUGGAAGCCCUUGCAAAGUUCGCUCCAACCCUCCAGCGGUUGGAGAUGCAUAAAGUGAUACUUACUCGGCGCCUCCCGAAAGACUCGACAGGUCCUCCCCCGAAGAUCAGCUUCUGGACCAAGUUCCUCGAAAAACUCAAGGACGUGCCAAACCUUGACCUUCAUCACAUCAAAAUCAGCUGCCCCCAACAGCAAUGGCUUUCACGACCCGCCAAGUCUCCCGUCAACUUCCAGGCCGACAACAAGAACGCCAUGGAGUACACCGGCCCCGACUGGAAGCACUUUGUGGGCGAGAUGAUUCCCAAGGUGGUUGUGUACUACACUCCGGACGAGGGGGAUCCAGACAGCGAUAGUGACGAUGGUAUUUGGGACCAAUACGCACUUGAUUUGUAG